UUAUUACUUCACUGACACUUGUUUUGGGGUUUGAGUUUUGACCUACGAACAGGUGUCAUGUGACAAAAUGGUUCUCUGAGAAUGUUUCGCAAGUUUGAAACUUGGUUCGAAAGUGUGGUGUCAACUGUCAAAUAGGAUUUUAAUACAAUUGAUGUGGACUAAAAUACGAUAAUGUUUGCAACCGUAGCAUCAGCAGCAAGUCUUUCUAGUCAAGAUUUGAGCAAAUUUACAAGUGGACAAUCUGUUCGUCCUGCAAGACACGUCACAAUACCUGAAAAAGAUACGAAAAUGAAUCAGACAACUGUAUCGAUACCAACAUCACCAAACAGGUUGAAACCAAAGGAAAAGCUUAUUGGAUUCUAUGAUAGCUUACUGCAGGGUCAUGAUCCAGGUGUUUCAAAUUUUAAUUUUUGGCACGAGUUCUUCUUGUUGAAGGUUAAUGCAGAAUAUUUGGAAGGCUUGAUAGAAAAAAUGACUCCGGGUGAACUUAUGGCUGUGAAGGCAAAUAUCAAUCUUCUGUUUGCACAAUGUUGUGUUGCACUUCAAGAUGAUUAUCUAUUAAAGAUGGUCAAUGCUCUGCAGACAUUGUGCACUUUGGUUCGUGGCAUUUAUAAUAAAAAAAUGACUGAUUGUGGAUUUGACAUCAUCAAUCUUCUUGUUGGCUUUGAUGAAGCUGAGUCAGAAAUGAAGGCACUUAUUGAAAAUAUCAAUGCCAUAGUUGUGGGAGAAUCACCAGUUAGUCUUAAGAAUCUCUCCUUAAAGCUUCUCCUUAUACUACUGACUGCAACGGACAACGUUAGUCAAAAUACAAUCGUGGAAUAUCUUAUGAUAAACAGCGUAUUUGAAUCAAUUGUAAAGAUUCUCGCUAGUCCCGUAGGUCGACAACAACAAGGAUACGAAGCCAUCAUGUUGCUUACUUUACUUGUGAACUACAGAAAAUACGAGGCAUCAAAUCCCUACAUUGUAAAGUUGUCUAUACUCGACGACGACGUUGCCCUUAACGGUUUGGGUUGUGUCAUAUCGGAUGUUUUGACCGAAUUUAACAGAAAGUACCGCGAAAAGACUGAGCAACCUAGUGGCGGAAUUUUAUCUAAUAUAACGUCCAUGGUCGGUAGUAUUUUUCUCUCAGAACAAACACAUACGUUGGACAUUGGUGUAAACAGCAUGGUUUUGCUUGCUCUUUACGAAGCUGUUCAUCUUAAUCGACAUUUUUUUACAGUUCUGAGUCACAUCACUACUCCAAAUAUGCACUCAGUCACUCCACCCUUAUCACCAACGUCUCCUAUACCUGUCGUUGAUCGACCAACACAAAUUCAUAUUCACGAUGAAUCAGCUGGUCAAGAGACUUCAAAUUUGCUUGUGACUUUUCUCACCUAUACUUCCAUUGUUCUAGUCAAUAUAAGAGGUGACGAGGGUGCCGGUCAUGCGAAGUUAUGCUUCAUUAUUUUGACUUGUAUUGCAGAGGACCAGUAUGCAAACGCUUUUUUGCACGAUAUUAACAUCACGUUUUCUGUACCCUUAUAUAAAGUGCAUAUGCAUCAUAGAACUGGUUAUGAUGACAGAUCAAGUCCUUCACGACCAUUGGCUUGUGCCUUGUUAGAUUUGAUUGUUGAAUUUCUUGUCGGUCACAUGACGAAGAAUCUUCAAACUGAUUUGUACAGUAAAGCGUUUGGUAUUAUUCAUCGGAUACUUUGCUAUCAGAAACGAUGUCGUGUACGAUUAUCUUACUCGUGGAAUUGCCUAUGGACAGCUAUGAUGAACUUUCUCAAAUUUCUUUUGAUGAACGAAACAACACUCUUACCUAAAGUCAACAUCUUUCAACUAGGUUCAAAGGUUGUAAGUAUCUUCAAUCUGUUUAUUACGUACGGUGACACAUUUCUUCCCAGUCCCUCUUGCUACGAUGAAUUGUACUAUGAAAUCAUACGAGUACAUCAGAUAUUUGAUAACUUAUACUCCAUGGCUCUUCGUCAUUCAUCGUCUGCUAAUGCAAACGAUAGUAAACACAACAAACAAUCUGCAAAUAGAUUGGCUGGAAGUUUAGUCAAUAUUCGAGCAAUAAUUCAUCAUUUCUCUCCGAAGGUUGACUCGUGGGCUGCCGUAAAUCAUUUGUCGUCUUUAACAUCUGAACAGGUGCUGGAUGUGAUUCGUGGAAACUACGACACACUUACGCUUAAACUACAAGAAAAUCUUGAUAACUACGAGAAAUACGUGGAAAAACCAAAGGAAUCUUCAUUCUUCACUCAAUUGGUGCGUAGUAUAACUGCUGAUGUAAGGAAGAGUAUUGCUGUCACAAAUUUGAAACAGUUCACACUGCUACAGGAAUUUUCAUCUAUCCGAUGACAACCAAUGCACAGAUGAUAAGAAAGACAAUCUGACUAUGCAAAGUAUGAUUUAAAACAUUGGAUUACCAUGGUCUUUGCUCCUCCAGUAAAUCAGGAAUUAUUGUGACCAAUGCAAUAUAAAUAAAACCACCCGAUGUAAAUGGUAAAAUGAAACUGACACCACAUUCUAUAAUUAAUGAAAAUGACAUUAUGUAAAUAGAUUUUUUAGUGAAAACAACACAUGGUGUAUUCAAUAAAACUUACGAGUGCCAUUUGAAAACAAA
Molecule: messenger RNA, 2605 nt
Organism: Xenia sp. Carnegie-2017
Lineage: Eukaryota; Metazoa; Cnidaria; Anthozoa; Malacalcyonacea; Xeniidae
Product: armadillo-like helical domain-containing protein 3
Exons: 27
Coding region: 172-2340 (722 amino acids)
Biological process (GO): regulation of Golgi organization
Cellular component (GO): cytosol
Source: RefSeq, a predicted model, not a curated record